Panicum hallii is the source of this 309-nucleotide messenger RNA. Its product is annotated as transcription factor MYB94-like. NCBI's taxonomy places the organism in Eukaryota, Viridiplantae, Streptophyta, Magnoliopsida, Poales, Poaceae. The record is from RefSeq and is a predicted model, not a curated record. The transcript is spliced from 2 exons. Gene Ontology annotation, biological process: response to auxin. The annotation marks the transcript as partial.
UGCGGUGCAGCAAGAGCCAAGAGCUGGCGGCUGCGGUGGAGCAACUACCUCCGCCCGGGCAUCAAGCGCGGCAACUCCACCGACCAGGAGGAGAAGCUCAUCUUCCACCUCCAGGCUCUCCUCGGCAACAGGUGGGCUGCCAUCGCGUCCUACCUGCUGGAGCAGAGCGGCGGCGACGGGGUGCCCAAGCCGCCGGCGCACAACCGGCCUCAUCAUCCAAGGGGCAGUGGGAGAGGCGGCUGCAGAGUGCAGAGUGCAGAGUGCAGACGGACAUCGACAUGGCGUGCCGCGCGCUUCGCGAGGCCCUGA